CAGUGGAGCUUGGACCGAGCGCGCCGCCGUACGUAUGAAUACAUUUUAAAGUGUUCCUCGACAGUCGCCGUCGCAGUGCAACAGUCGCGUCGCCGUUGCAGUCACAGUCGCGGUUCGCAGGAAUGUGCACGCUUAACGGCUAUCAAGUGAAUGUGAAAAAUUAAACGCUUAAAAUAAUAAUUUAAAUUGUGAAUUAAAACUACAAAUUCAUCGACUCAAAAUGUCUAUGGAUCCAACAGUUUCCCUGGAGGAUCUGGAGCGUCGUCGUCGUCGUGCCAGCUCGGCGCGAAAGGCCUCACAGACACCUCAGCCGCCACCACAUUUGGCCGAAUCGGAGGCCAUGGCCGUGAUCAAUGAGAUAUUCAAUCCCUCGCUGAAGCUGCCCGACAGCGGUGGCCACUACACGCUGCCGGAGGAGAUGAGCGCCGACGAUGAUGUGGCGCCCCAGGAGCUGGACAUUUCGAAGCUAGCGGAGCUCAAGGAAGUUUUUGCGCUCUUUGACACGGAUUGCGAUGGAUUGAUAUCGAAGGAUGAUCUGCGCUUCACCUACACCGCACUCGGCAAUGAGGCCAACGAGCAGCUGCUGGAGCAAAUGAUGCUGGAGGCCAAAGAACCACUGGACUACGAGGCCUUUGUACGUCUGAUGUCGCGCCGCACACAGGAACUGGAUCCCGAGGAUGUGCUGCUGGAGGCCUGGAGCAAAUGGGACGACCAUGGCACGGGCAAAAUCGAAGAACGCAAAAUCUACGAGGAACUGACCAACUAUGGCGACAAAAUGAGCCUCAACGAGGCCAAGGAGGCGCUCAGCCAUGCGCCAAUGGCCAAGCCCAAGUCCCUGGAGGAGCCGCCAAUGAUUGAUUAUCCAGCCUUCUGCCGCAUGCUCGGUGGCAUGCGCAAGCGAAAAGAAACCUAAGGAAUCGAAAUGGAAUAAAAAUAAAGGGGAAUAAAUCCCCUUUCAGAUGAUGCAAAAAUUAAAAACCUUUCCCUUAAAAAAACCCUCAAAUUAAAAGGAAUUUAUUGCAGUCUCCAUUUUCCCCAUCUCCAAAGAUAUUGAAAAGCUGCCAGCAGCUGCCUCGAAUAUCCGAAUGUUAUAACUCUUGGCGCCAACAUUUGUGCGACUUUUUUUGGUCAAAAUAAAUCGUGAAGAACCAACAGAGA
This is a messenger RNA of Drosophila guanche, 1158 nucleotides long. RefSeq names its product calmodulin. Gene Ontology annotation, biological process: post-embryonic development; locomotion. The record is from RefSeq and is a predicted model, not a curated record. Gene Ontology annotation, molecular function: calcium ion binding; myosin heavy chain binding. The transcript is spliced from 4 exons. Gene Ontology annotation, cellular component: cytoplasm; myosin II complex. NCBI's taxonomy places the organism in Eukaryota, Metazoa, Arthropoda, Insecta, Diptera, Drosophilidae. The coding region runs from base 221 to 913 and encodes 230 amino acids.